AUGGCGGCCCCGACGCCGAUCGAAAUCGCCAACCAGUUUGUGCACUUGUACUUUACGUACCUCAACCGCGAUGCCAUGCAACUGCACCGGUUCUACAAGCACAACUCGAGCUUCACCCAUGCUGAGGAGAGCCAAUCGUCAGAUCAGCAGACCUACGUCGGCGUAGAAGCGAUCAAGAACAAGAUCGAAUCGCUCAACUUUAACGAUCCCCGCGCCGUCGUGCUUCGCAUCGACGCCCACCAGACGGUCGGCGAUGGUGUGCUCGUGCUCGUUACCGGCACCCUGUUCAUUAACAGCCUCCCGCGUCGCUUUGCCCAGACUUUCCUGCUUGCUCCCCAGCAGAACGGCUUCUACCUGCACAACGACGUCUUCCGCUUCCUGAAGGAGGACGACGCUGUUGACGUGGUUGCUGCUGCUGCUGCCGCCCCUGCUCCCGUUGCCGCCCCCGCCCCUGCUCCCGUUGCCGCCCCUGUUGAGCACAAGGCUCCCGAGCCCGUUGCUGCUGCCCCUGCCCCCGUUGCUGCUGCCCCUGUUGCCGCUGCUCCUGCUGCCGCUGCCGCCCCUGCUCCUGUCGCCGCUGCCGCCCCCGCACCCGCACGCGUUGCCGAGCAGCCCAAGGCUGCUGCUGCUGCUGCCGCCGCCCCCGCCGAGCAAAAGCCCGCUCCCUCUGGCCAGCAACAACGCCGCCGCCCUGCUCCCGCUGCCGCUGGUGCCGCCACCACUGCUGCCGCCCCGGCUGCCGAGAAGCCCGCGCCCGUCAAGCCCACCUCGUACGCUGGCAUGGCUGCUCAGCCCGCUGCCAAGCCAAAGGCUGAGAAGCCCGCUGCUCCUGCCGCUGCCCCUGCUGCCGCUGCUGCUCCUGUUGCUGCUGCUGCCGCUGCUCCUGCCGCUGCUGCUCCUGUUGCCGCCGCCGCUACUGCUGCUGCCCCGGUUGCCGCUGCCGCCACUCCUGCCGCUGCCACCAACGGCACCGAGCGUCCUCCUCGCACCCAGGCCCCGCGCGCCGCCCCCGGCAGCUCCCUGUUUGUGAAGAGCGUCCCCGAGAACACCACCCAGGCUGAUUUGACUGCCGCUUUUGCCUCGGUCGCUGGCUUCAAGAGCGUCUCGGCCCCCAACGCCAAGGGCAACUUCUUUGUCGACUUUGACACCCCCGAGAACGCCACCGCUGCCCGCACCACUGGCGUCUCUGUCAAGAACGUUCCCCUUGCGCUCGAGGAGAAGCGCGAGCAGCGCCGCGACGCCCCCCGCGGUGAUGACCGUCGCCCCCGUGGUGAUGGUGCCCGCAACGGCCCCCGCGACAGCGCUCCCCGCGAAGGUGGCCGUGGUCGCUCCUUCCCCGGCUCCCGC
Messenger RNA from Capsaspora owczarzaki ATCC 30864, 1347 nucleotides. RefSeq lists its product as hypothetical. Gene Ontology annotation, molecular function: mRNA binding. The annotation marks the transcript as partial. The transcript has 2 exons. Gene Ontology annotation, cellular component: cytosol; ribonucleoprotein complex. The record is from RefSeq and is a predicted model, not a curated record. Lineage: Eukaryota; Filasterea; Ministeriida; Capsasporidae.